Messenger RNA from Brassica oleracea var. oleracea, 1551 nucleotides. RefSeq lists its product as uncharacterized. The record is from RefSeq and is a predicted model, not a curated record. The transcript has 2 exons. The coding region runs from base 1 to 1551 and encodes 516 amino acids. Lineage: Eukaryota; Viridiplantae; Streptophyta; Magnoliopsida; Brassicales; Brassicaceae.
AUGAUAGUAGCUACUAAGGGAGCAACUGAAAGUGAAAAUUUAGCACCUGAUAGUGGGGUUAUCAUAAAGUCAGAUAAAUCAUCGGUCAGUGAACCCACUGAGAAAAAGAAUUUAAGGUUACACUGGGACUUAAAUGUUUCUAUGGAUGCUUGGGGUCCACCUUGUGAUGUAGAAGAUGAUGCCUCUGAAAAAGAUGUGAAGGGAGUAAUCCCAAAUCCAAUGGCCCCUAGAGAGAGCGAACAUAUUGAUGGUAGUAAGGACCAUCUAGAUGGGUUUGCUGCAUCAGUUGGGCAAGAAAAUUUUUCAUCACCAUGUGGUCCUAAGGCUGAAGCAGCUGCUAGAAAUGGAAAUAAGUUCAAAUCUGGUUAUAAUUCCCCGCUUGAGGAUGGAGAAUUAAGGGAGCCAAAUCGUAGGGGCAAAAAUAAGGUUGAGGAUGGGGGAUUCUCCUCUAUGGCUGAAAGUACUGACAACAAGAUGAAGGAUUCUGAUAAGGGAAUCUUAGCAGAGACUAACUUGGGACCAUUAGAGCGUAAAUUUCAUGAUGCAUUGAGAAUUGAAGAGGCUCAUGACAUAAGGGACAUAGAGAAGAAUGAUGUGGCUCGCAUUAGUGAUUUGCAUCUUAAGAAGCGGUCUUCUUCUUCAAGGAGGUUUGUGCCGAAACCAUUUAAGGAGUUGCCUUCGCAUGAUGGCAUCCCGAGGACAAGAUCUGAUGAUAAUGAAGAGUUGAGCAUGGCUCCAUAUAACUGUUUUGGGAGACAUGACAGGAGUUCUGGUAGAGGAUACUUUAGUGGUUCGGGUUCCAGACCUCCCUAUGUUCUCGAGCCUCCACACCCUGAAAAUCUAGGUGUGAUGGGCAGAAUUGAUCAAUCAGGAUCAGGGUCCGGACAAGGAUCACAACCUGAUGGUUAUGUACGUAAGCGUUUCUCAAAUGGGGGAUACCGCGGUGGUCGGUUUUCAAAUGGUGGGGAUCGUGUAAUGAGGGGCAGGCACGGUGAUAAUAACCAGUUUUCUGGUCGGAUGCACAACUGGAGGAGUGGUAACAGGAGGGAAAGACGUAACUCUCCGGUGUUUAGGAGAUCUAGACGUCGUUCUCCAGUCCCGUGGAACGGUGGAGAUAGAUUAUCUCAUCCUCAUGAUGGGUUUAGAGCCGAGGAGAGGAUGAUGGAGAGCGUGAGGUUUCCUUUCCAGGAACGGUUUCUUGAAGAUCAAGAAAUAGGUUUCAUGUCACCUCCAAGAAACAGAAUGCCGCCGCCGAGAUUCGAUGAAAGGAGGAGCCAUGAUUCUGGAACUAAUCGUAAUAGCUUCAGGGGAAGGAGGUUUGGGCUUGGCCAAAGACAUGAUGCUGGAAGAUCUUUGAGAAGACUGAAUUCUGAUAACAACAACAAUUUUAUACCUUUCAGACGCCAAAGAAUAUUAGAUGAUGUGGAAGAUAGCACUGGCGGAAACAAGUUUGAGAUGAGGCAGCAGCAAACUAGGCGGGCUGACAUCACAGAAGAUGGCGGUGAUGAUGUCGCCGGUUCAGGUUUCGCAAAAGAGAGUCAGUGGGUUUAG